AUACAGGUUACAUCUCUAUGUUUUAAUUUAUGUAUUAGAUCUACAGGUAACCAAACUGCGCACUCAACCAUCAACAAUAAAUUCAUUCUCACUUAGAGAGAGUUUUUACUGCUAAUUUAAAAAGCUUGUGCGUGUCUGUGCUUGAACUAUUUUGCUCUUGGUAGAAAAUGCGAAUAAUGGGAGAAAACCUGAGGAGGAGAGAACAAAAAUAAUGAUAAUCAACCAUUUAUUUAUUUAAAAAUAAAUAAGUUAUUUAUUUAAAACUAAAAAACAAAAUUUCGUACUUUUGUCUUGACCGGACAUGACAAGACAUACGCGUCAUAACCGGAAGUGAAAGUGUAAAAGGACGUAAGUUUUUAGCGGUGGGGGGAAAUUCAAACAUUUUACGCGGAAGUUGUUAAAAAACGUUUUCGUCUACAUUAACUUUGUUAAAAGACGUGGUUUACUCAUAUUUUCAAUCAGAAUUAAAUUCAAAUUUAUUUUUGGUUUCGUGCAGGCACCACUUUUUUCAGCGUCGUAUUUACAAUUUAUGUUUGAAAUUCUGGUGCACAUAUGGAGCUCGUACCUGCUGUACCGUUUUUAUUUUUCCUGUCGGGAUUUUGUAAUAAAGGUCUAGCAGUUUUGAUCCAAACCCAGCAGACGGUGUUGGCAGCAGUAGGAGAAGAUGCUCCUCUCAGCUGUCAGCUCCUGGAAACUAAAGACGUCCAGCAGGUCACCUGGCAGAAGGUGUUGGAGAAAACAGAGAGGAAUAUUGGUUCCUACAGCCAGUAUUUUGGUGAAACAGUGAAUCCUGGAUUUAAAGAUAAAGUUCAGUUCACAGAAUCUGGACUGCAGAAGAACUCUAUAGUUAUUAUUAAUGUUACAGAGCAGGAUGCAGGAUGUUAUCUCUGUCUGUUCAACACAUACCCUGAUGGAGCUCUGAUAGCUGCAACCUGCCUAAAGGUUUAUGAGCUGCAUGGACCCUUCAUUAACGUCAGCAGAUCAAACUCUCCUCCAGGGUCGGUGGUGACCUGUUCAGCCACAGGUCAAUCUGUUCCCAUGGUAACGCUGACUGUUCUCCAUCAGAACCUCAGUUUCUCCCACUACAGCACCAGCAGAGAGACCAACACCAACGGUACCGUCACCUUCACCACUACAGCUCUGCUCUCAGCUCUCAGCAACACACAGGUUGGAUGUUCAGUGUCAGUGGACUCUGCUGCUCCCAGAGAGCUGCUGGUCAUCGUUCCUGGACUCACUGAGACGUCUGAUGAUGGGUUGUCUAAACGAUCUCCAUCAUAUUACCACGCCCUACAUUGGCCUUUGAUUGUUUCAGUAAUGCCAGCUGUGAUUUGUUUAGCUAUCCUGCUCAGAAUAAGAUAUCAGAGAAGCUGCAGGAAUAAGAAACCUUCAGAGGACACCAUAGAAAAUCAGAAGAUGGACAUCUCACCAGAGUCGAGCGAAAACCUCAGACAACAAACACCUGAAAAACAAAAACUAAACAGUGGGUUAUACCCAUCGCCAUGACAACAGAAACACCACAUUGAUAAGGCAGCUAAUCCUGAAGUUAAUUGGAUCAAAUUUUUAUUGUUUCCAGUGAUGCUUUGUUUGGUUUUGGCACCAAAUUUGAUCAAAGAUGGUGACAAAACAUUUCUUAUAAAGACGCUAUUGGACAUUAAAAAAAAGCCUCCUGCACCUUUUCAAGCAUUACCUGAUUAUUUCCUGUUUUUGUUGUUGUUGUUGUUGUUUUUUAAGUAAUGGAGAUCCCAUUUGCUUGUUUACAAGUGGGUUUUUUUUGUUUGUUUUGUUUUUACAAAACUAAAUACUAUCUUUUAAAUAUCUUCACACCAGGUGACUAAUAGAGAAGAAUGUGUUUUUUUUUUUUUUUUGCUGAAGGUAAUCUGCAUAAUGAAUUGGACAAAUGUUGAAGUUGCUGCUGCUGAUUCAAAAGAAAAUGCAAAUUCAUACUUGAUUUUUUAUUAUUAUUUUUAUAUAUUUUUUUAUCUUUGCAAACUUUCAUGAGGAUGUAAAACCAGAAAGAAAAAUGUUAUAAUUAGAUAUUGAAAUACAAUAAUGAGAAAUUAAGAUUUUUGUGUUUUUUUUUCUUUUACAUACAUUUGAAACAAUGUGAACUUAGAAUUACAGGCAAAGGAAAACAAAGUAUCAUAUACAAACAGAUGUAAAAAAAAAAAAAAAAAAAAAAGAAAAAAAAGACAACAUUUCUUAAAUAUGACCGAACUGCGAAUGAAUUUUGUAUUUUCUCUACAAAGAAAAAACUAAAUGCUCAUAUUGUUUUUAUAUUUUGUGCUUUGAAGUGAAAACCAAUUUUACUCGUUUUUUAUGUCUUUUUAAUAUAUUUGAUAUAUUUCAAUAGUUUGUAAUUUUAAAAAGAAAAAAUAAUACAAAAAUACUUCAUUUUUGUAUCAUUUUUGUAAUAUGGCCACUGGAGGUCGCUGUGUAUUUCAGAUUAAAAUGCAUUUCCUCCAGGUUUUGUCAGAUGUUUUUCUCUGCUACUGAUGCGGCUGUAAGUUUAAUUCACGCAUUAAUAAAUGAGUGUUUUCUUACUGGA
Messenger RNA from Gambusia affinis (western mosquitofish), 2545 nucleotides. RefSeq names its product OX-2 membrane glycoprotein-like. The transcript has 7 exons. The coding region runs from base 553 to 1503 and encodes 316 amino acids. The record is from RefSeq and is a predicted model, not a curated record. NCBI's taxonomy places the organism in Eukaryota, Metazoa, Chordata, Actinopteri, Cyprinodontiformes, Poeciliidae. Gene Ontology annotation, molecular function: cell-cell adhesion mediator activity.